AUAAAUUUAUUCUUGUGAUAAAUUAUGAUGAUGAAGAGUCAGUUAAAGCAAUAAAAGAAAGUGAUAUGAAAAAAGAAAAUCAUGAGAUUGAACAAAUCAGAAAAGAAAGUUUACUUCUUCAGAAAAAGAAUGAACUCCUCAAACAAGAAAAUGAUCGCCUCAGGCAAAAGAAUGAAUGA
This is a messenger RNA of Racocetra persica, 179 nucleotides long. The record is from the annotation of a GenBank genome assembly. Lineage: Eukaryota; Fungi; Glomeromycota; Glomeromycetes; Diversisporales; Gigasporaceae.